Molecule: messenger RNA, 525 nt
Organism: Ictidomys tridecemlineatus (thirteen-lined ground squirrel)
Lineage: Eukaryota; Metazoa; Chordata; Mammalia; Rodentia; Sciuridae
Source: the annotation of a RefSeq genome assembly
AUGACUUAUAUAACAUAUUUAUUAAGCAUACUUUUUGUUUUAGGUUUUGUAGGAUUUUCUUCAAAACCUUCUCCUAUUUACGGAGGUUUAGGAUUAAUUGUUAGUGGGGGGAUUGGAUGCGGAGUAGUAUUAUAUUUUGGAGGGUCUUUCUUAGGUUUAAUGGUGUUUUUAAUUUAUUUAGGGGGGAUAUUGGUAGUGUUUGGCUACACUACGGCUAUAGCAACAGAGGAAUAUCCGGAGACAUGGGGAUCAAGUGUAGUUAUUUGGGGGGCUUUGUUAUUAGGGUUUUUAGUGGAAUUUUUAAUUGUUAUGUUUAUAGUUUUAUAUGAUGAAGUAGAAGUUGUAAUUGAGUUUAAGGAUUCGGGAAAUUGGAUAGUGUUUGAGGGGGAUGAGUUGGGAUUAAUUCGUGAGGAUUCAAUAGGGGUGGCAGCUAUAUAUAAUUGUGGAAGUUGAUUAAUAGUUGUAGCUGGCUGAUCGUUGUUUGUUAGUAUUUUUAUUGUAAUUGAGAUUACGCGUGGAAAUAGA